AUGUCCGACGUCAGCGAAUUGUUCAAGGCUGGCAGCGCUGGAAAAAGGAAGCUUGACGUAGUACGAGAUCCCACUGACAGGAGGAAAGAUGAAAUAUACAAAUCAGUCAAGUUGAGCGCAGCUGAUGCCGUCAGUCGACACACGAGCGCAGAAGAUGCAACAGAAGAUAAUGAUGCCGUAGCCGGGCCACCACUGCCACCUGUAGAUGACGAAGACGGUGACUACGGACCCGAGAUGCCCCCGGAUGACGAAGAAGGCCGCUUUUUUGGCGGAGGAAUCACAAAACAAGAGUCUGAGAUUCUCGACUACGUAGACGGCCGCGGCGAGGAAUCUGCUGCCCCCGAAAAGAUCGAUGCUAGCUGGGUCCGGAAAACCGCACUGAACUUUGAAAAGCGCAUCACGAAAAAUGCCGAGUUGCGCGCAAAGUUCUUCGAUCAGCCUCCAAAAUUUAUCGAGAGCGAGGCCGAUCUCGACGCCGCUAUCAAGGACCUCUCAAUUCUGGCAGAACACCCAGAAUUGUAUCCCCACUUUGUUAAGUUGGGGUGCGUCGAGAGCCUGGUUGGCCUGCUGGCCCACGAAAACACAGAUAUCGCCAUCGAUGCUGUCGAAAUAAUUGGCGAGCUUAUCGACGAGGACGUCAACGCAGCGGACGAAGAUUGGGACUCCCUGGUGGAUGCUCUCCUAGACGCUGAUUUGAUCGGCCUACUCGUGUCGAACCUCUCCCGCCUGAAUGAGGAUGACGAAUCCGACCGCAGCGGCGUCUACCACGCCCUCAGUGUCAUAGAAAAUCUGCUCUCCAAGACGUCAAACGCGGAAAAAGUGGGACAGGACACUGCGCUGGUCAAAUGGCUCUUAGAAAGGGCACAGCGGAAGGAAUCUCCGGUCUCACAAAACAAGCAGUACUCCACGGAGCUUCUGGACAUCAUGGCGAACGCUUCACCAGUGACGCGGCGGAGACUAGCCGAGAUGGAUGCUGUCGACGUCCUGUUGCAGCUGGUUUCUGUGUACCGCAAACGCGACCCCGAAAAAGGAGGCGAGGAAGAAGAGUACAUGGAGAAUCUAUUCAACGCACUUGUUUGCAUUGUAGACGAACCAGAAGGCAAACUCAAGCUUCUCGAGGCCGAGGGCAUCGAGCUUUGCCUGAUUAUGCUCAAGGAAGGGAAGAUGAGUAAGCAACCGGCAAUGCGCCUUCUUGUGCACAGCGUCAACGACGAUCUGAGUGGCGAGCUAUGCCGAAAGGUAGUGGAUGCCGGCGGUUUGAAGGUGCUCUUCUCUCUGUUCAAAAAGACAACGCAGCACCAGCGGGGGAUGACGGAGAGCCUCUUCGAAAUCUUCAGGUCCUUGUUGCGGUUUCUGCCUGCUGAUUCUGCCGAAAGGAUCCGGACACUAGCCAAGUUUGUCGAAAAGGAUUACGAAAAACUGAAUCGACUUUAUGAGUGCAGAAGGAGGUAUACGUCCAUGCUCGAGGCACAGAACGAGAAAAUCCGGCAAGAACGAAGUGGCAUGGAUGCUGAAGAGGCCGAGGCUUCAGAGGGCGACUGGUUCUUGAGGAGGAUCGACGAAGGCCUUUACAGCGUUUGGAAUAUUGACGUCGCUUUGGCUUGGCUCAUUGCCGAGGACGUUGGCGCGAAGAAGAGGAUACAGAAGCUACUGGCCGCCGACGGUAAAGAUCUGAUGACUAUCAAGGCGACACUGGACGAGUACCGAGAUGGCCUUGACCUCGACAAACCGGAGCACAAAGACCUGGCGGAAAUGCUCACAACGCUCAUGGACUUCGUGCGUUAG
Molecule: messenger RNA, 1785 nt
Organism: Colletotrichum higginsianum IMI 349063
Lineage: Eukaryota; Fungi; Ascomycota; Sordariomycetes; Glomerellales; Glomerellaceae
Product: Duf1716 domain-containing protein
Exons: 3
Coding region: 1-1785 (594 amino acids)
Cellular component (GO): spliceosomal complex
Source: RefSeq, a predicted model, not a curated record